This is a messenger RNA of Eptesicus fuscus (big brown bat), 1930 nucleotides long. It is a transcript of the gene HEATR9, whose product is annotated as HEAT repeat containing 9. Lineage: Eukaryota; Metazoa; Chordata; Mammalia; Chiroptera; Vespertilionidae. The transcript is spliced from 15 exons. The record is from RefSeq and is a predicted model, not a curated record. The coding region runs from base 94 to 1815 and encodes 573 amino acids.
GGUCUCCCUGAGCUGUGUCUCCACAUCCCCAAAAGCCCUGUAUUCUUCUACCACCACCACCCUGCCCUCUGGCCCCACCAGGAGAAUAAAAAGAUGGCCUACGAAAAAUCAGUCGAUUUCUUUGAAAUCGCCAGGUCAAUGUUCGAGUACCCAUGGCUGGAAUAUCCAAACAGGACCAAAGAACUCAAAAAGGCCUCAGUACCUGUUUACCUCCCUUUGUCCUGCCACCAGACACCAAAGGAAGAGUUCCCCCCAAGUCCAGAGUGCUGGAGGCAGCACCCAGCCAAGCCAAACGCGGCACCAUACUGCUACUUCGAGAAGCCUGAGCUGUACACACACUGGCACACCCUGUAUGAUCAUCAGCAGGAACGGAUGGCCCAGAAGAUGUUGCAGAAAAUGAGAGAUCAACCUAGAUACCACUUCAAAGAGGGAAGUGCCAUCCAAAAAGUCCAUCUCCCCAUGAUCAAGUUGACUACAAAAUAUCCGAAGGAACCCAAGACUUUACACCCUAUGGAGGACCCCUUAAAGUGGCAAAGAUUAAAGGAACUCACAAAAAGCCUGAAAUCUCCCAGAGAGGAUGAGCAAUACUAUGCAGCACAGGCUCUGGGGUGUCUGGGCAUCAGUGACGAGUCUAUCAUAGAGGCACUAUUGCAGGUGGUCGAAACUGGUCCAGAGAGAGUGAAGUAUGAGGCCUAUAGAACCCUGGCCAUCCUGGGUUGCCUGAAUAAGGAUGUGAUCCAGGCUCUCAUCAAGCAGUUGAAGGAGCCAAAUGAGGAGCAAAGGAUGGAUACUCUGAGGGGACUACGAGUAGCUCUGAACUUCUGGGCUGCUAUCCCCAAAGACAAGAGGACUCAAAUCGGGGAUGAAGGGAUGCUGGCAUCUGUGCUGCAGAUGCUGAUGCUGAAGUCACCGAAUGAAGCAGCCUUGGAGGCAGCCCUGUGUUUGGGUUUCCUGAGACCCUGCAGCAACACAGCCCGAGACUUCUUGCUGCAGUGCCUAUGCCACGGGUCCAUGUCCCAGAGGAUGAAGACACUUAGGAUGCUGGUCAAGAUUAUGCGUGUACACUCAGCCGAGGUCAUCAGGGCCGUCCUAGACCAGCUGUGCUCUUCUUGUGUCCUUGAGCACCGCUUUGAGGCCACCCAGAUGCUCAAGACCAUCGGGCUGGAACAGAUCCAGGCACAGGAACUGGAGGGACUCACAUUUGAGCUACUCAGGAGGAAGAUAUUCAAUGAACCCUUCCUCGCUAUGAGGCAGGCUGUGGCAGAAACUGUGGAAGAGCUCAAGAUGAAGCCCAUGAUGAUGAACUUGGUGGAGGAGCAACUAAUGAACCCACAAGCCGCUUCACGCCAGGAAGCAGUCAUCUCUUUGGGCGUCCUGGGGAUCCGCAGCCCACAAGUGUUCCACUUGCUCCUGGACAUGCUAGAUACAGAAAACAGCCAGUCUGUAAAGAAGAGUCUACAAGAAACACUCACUAUUUUGGCCUCAAUUGAUCCCUGGAUCGAACACAAGCUGAAAAACAAGGUUCUCUUUGUAUCUGAGUCACCUCCGACCAAGGAGAAGGCAGAGCCUACAAGGUUCAGAAAAGAGAAUGAGAAGCUAGAAGAGUUAAAUAUCCGAGACUUUCGACUUGCACGGCUGAGCCCCUUGUUUGUUGCAAAGUCCAGUGCCUCAUCAGACCAACAGGAGAAGUUGAGGGCCCAGAAAAGGUUUACCCGUUACCUCACCUCUGCCUUCACCUCCUGUUCCCCUAAACCACUAAAACCAAAGUCACAGGCCACAGGGCCUUGGACACCAAAAAUCAGGAAACAGCUUUAGAUCCUUGCCAAAACCUCCAAAUAGGUCCGUUCUUUGGGCCUAGCCCUCACUUCCAUGAAGAUGCUUCUCAGGCUCCCCUGAGAAAAUGUCUAUACUUACCCUCGAUGAAUAAAUG